Molecule: messenger RNA, 3861 nt
Organism: Silurus meridionalis
Lineage: Eukaryota; Metazoa; Chordata; Actinopteri; Siluriformes; Siluridae
Product: protein THEM6
Exons: 3
Coding region: 1009-1617 (202 amino acids)
Source: RefSeq, a predicted model, not a curated record
UUUCAAGGCUGAAUGAGAAUGUUGGGAGCUCAUUGGUGGGUUUGUAGUUCACGUGACGCGCAGGUUAUCCAAUCGCGAGCAAACGCGGAAGUGUUACCGUUCCGCAGCCGGCGUUUCAUUAGCGUGAGUACAUCAAAAUGUUCUCCUAUAACAACGAUUUCUUGCAAAAUAAUUCAGAUGGAGUUUAGUUUGAGCAAUUUGAAGAAAUAUUUAUAUAUAUAUUUAUAUAUAGUAUGUAUAUUUUUCAUCGCUGUGUAGUGGAUACAGAGGAAUAGUGUUAGCUUUCAUCAGAAUGCACGAGCUGUUUUGACUAGCAUGGACUUCCUCUCCUACUGUAUCCUGAUGCUGCAUGUGUAAUGGAAAUGUUAUUUGUUUAAACAAAAGAAAUGUCAUUAAAAUACGCUUUUACAUUUAUAUUUAACGGUUUUGCUCUGUAGGAAUUAGUGUGCUGUUUUGGGAAGAAAUAAAUCCUGAGCUUAAACUCUUUAGCUACGUAUAAAGAUGUGUUUAUGAAUGCUAGUCAAGAAGGGUUUUCAAGGGAAGAAUGGAAAGAAAGACUUUCUCAUAUGUGAUCGAGAGGAAGAGGUACAACAGAUGUUUUUUUUUUUUCCAAUCAGCAAAAAAAAGAAAAUGGCCACAGAUGUGAGAAUAUAGUGGUGUAGAUCAUUUAUACUAAACUAAUUCACUAUACAAACCAGGGUAUUUUCAUAUUUCACAAAUGUCAUAUUUUAAAAAUGUGUAUUUCCUGCUCUUCUCUCUCUCUGAGAUAAAAGUACUGACUGACUGUACGUUUCUUUGUUGCUCCUCUGAUGUUAUUAACAUUUGUGCCUUUAGUACAUGGUGAACCCAGAGUGAGUGUUUAGAGUCAGCACUGAAAGCAGCACCAGGAGUCAUCAUGCUGCACAAAUGACUUAAAGGCUGCACAAUGUUCCUGUUUUAUUCUGAAAAGGACCUGUAGACUAAAAUAGGUCCUCUUGAUGGUACCAAUCAGGUGACAAGAAGAGAGACAUGAUGCUGUGGGUUCUGUCCGGCUUGCUGGUACUCUUCAGUACCGUUGACGUGUGGUACUUUGUGCGUGGAGCCUGGGCGGUCCUGAAGUACCUGUUUCAGGACCCUGUCCGAGACGUUCUGGCCGAGCAGGUGGUCCACGGCCGAGUUCUCCCUCACGACAUCGAUUACAUGGGCCACAUGAACAACGCUCGCUACCUGAGAGAAUGCGACUUCGCCAGGCUCUCGUAUUACACACGCACCGGCAUGUUCAAGGCCUCCCACAUGCUCGGGGCACGGAUGGUGGUCGGAGCCUCGACCAUCCGCUACCGUCGCUCGCUCGGACUCGGCGAGGCGUUCGAGCUGCGUAGCCGCAUCGUGGCCUGGGACGAGAAGUCAUUCUUCGUUGAGCAGCGUUUCGUCUCCAAAACCGAUGGCUUCAUCUCUGCUGUCAUACUGUGCAGGCAGAACGUUCUUCAUAGCACUCCUGAUCAGAUUUUGCAGCAAAUGUGCAAGAGAAAGGUGGAUUGUCCUGAUGUCCCCGAGGACCUUCAGCACUGGAUCAAUUUCAUCUCGGCUAACAGUCAGGCACUGAGAGCCGAAUGCGGCUUAGACGAGAAGACCAAGUAACGGGUCGCAGCCCGUUUGUUAUUUAUUAGUCUCAGCACUUUUUCUUUACGAUAUUUAUUUUAUGUUAGUAUGUUAAUAGGCGGAAAAAGGAAAUCACGAGAGACCAGGGAUGCAUCGGAACUGGGUAUGGGGCUGAUCUUAUGGGCAUUUGCUCAUAUGUUAAAAUAAAUGCUCAUUUACACAAGGCCUAGUAUUACAUUAUCAUAUGAAUAAACAGACAACAAGAAAUAACAGCCACAGUCAUUGUAAUGUGAAAAAACAUCAAGAUAUGCCACAACAGCAUUUUUAAUGAUACAAGUAACCUGAUAUAUCACUGUAAUUAAACAGUAAAUGUAAUGGAGAGCAUGAGGGUGAAACUCCUGACAUGAGAGCAGUUCAGUUGUGCGAGCACUGAGCACCGAGGACGAAACUCAAGUAAUGGCAUCCUGCGCUCAUUUAUAAUGGCACUGUUUUGUUUUUACUUCAUAACCUAUUAAACAUGGCACUGAUAGGAUAUGGCAGCUACCAGUUUAAACACAGCCACAGUGUGUCAAAAGUGUUUUUUUGAGACAUGUGCAUGUUCCUUUUGUUUCAAUCAGUAGAAAGUAAAAACACAAGAAUUGGACUAUGAAUGACUGGAGGAAAACUCUGUGAACAGAUGAGACCAAAUUGGGAAUUUUAUCUCUAAUAGGAGAACUGAUGUAAGACUGUGAAUUAGCAGACUGCCUCACCCCCACAGCCAAACGUCGAGGUGGAAGCGUAAUGGUUUGGGGUUGUUUUGGAGGCUUAUUCCGGGUGAAAGGAACCAACAUGGCAACCAUUCCAUACUUCAGCACCAUGCGAUUCCGUCUGGACUGCAGCCGAAGCGUACGUUGUCCAAGCUCUUUAAGCGUUAUUUAUAGACAAAACAGUAUCUUUAGUGUUUUCCUGAUGGAAUGACCUGCCCAGUCACCGCACCUAAAUCCUGUUGAACUGCUCUGGGAUGAACUGGAUUAAAGAAAUCUCCAACCAGUGAAGAAGUUUUAUAAGAGGCAUGGCAAAGUAUUUCUGAUAACUUUCCGGAUGCCCAGAGUGUGUAAAAAGCUGUAUUCAUGCUAAGGGAGGAUUAAAAGGAAUAAAAUUGAACAUUUGUAUAUAUAUAUUUGAUUGGGCAAAACUGAUGAUCUACCAUUCCAUGAUCUGGUUUGUUGCAUAGAAGCAAAAGGAACAUGCACACCUCUCUCAAGAACCAUAAAAGACUAGGUAUCUCCACACUUUUGACAAGGCUCUGUUUAUAAAUAUUGAUAUUUUACACAGAGUGACGAUUAUAGCUAUCGAUCAUCCCCAAUAGACGUUAAAGAUUUCUACCUGUUAUUUAUUGUACUGAAGUCCUAGGAGGCCAUGCCUUUUUUUUUCCUUUCUUGUUUUUUCACGUGAUCGCGACUUAAUUUUCUAGUGAUCUCGACAUAACAAAAGUUGUUUUUUUCUCGUGACCCACGUCGUGGACGAGCUCGCUGCCACAAACGGAAAAUAAAAAGUAUUACGAGAAAAUUGUUUGUCAAGAUCACGAGAUUUGUCGUAACAAGGAAACAACUUUUGUUAAGAUAUACAUUCGUGCGUCCCACAGUGGGGAAAUUUUGGUGUUACAGCAGCAAAAAAUGUGCAUGUCGAAAUCACGAGGAAAUCAAGUCGUAUAAUAAGAAAAGAACAAGUCGAGAUCAGGAGAAAACAAGAAAGAAAAUCUAUUAUAAUGCAUAGCCUAAGUAGGAUUGGGCAUUAUUCCGCUACAUAUAAGGAAAUAUAGUGAUGUACUUGGCUGUUUAUAAAUCAGAAUAAGUGCGUUUUCUGGUACUGUAUUUGACACGGUUUAUCUUUUUGCUGAAAAGGUAACGAUUUGACGUUAGCACUUACUACAACACUGAAACGGCACCAUGUAUCGGGUCCAGAUUUUUUUUUUUUGGGUCAAGUUCUGUAUAAUUAGACGAUCCCAAGUUUGAAAAAGAUGUAUUUAUAAUCGACAUUGGCUGCUGGUAUAAAACCUGUCAGUCUGACUGUAUUGUUUGUUGACUUUUUUGGGGGAAAAGAAGAUUUGAAUGUACCGAUCAAAUAUUCUAUUUAUUUUAAAUUAUUGGCGAGAAUGCACUGAAAUGCGGUUCGACAAGACGUUAGCAUGUUUUUAGCUUUAACGCGCACUAUUAUUUGACGCAAAUGAGACGAUGACCAGAGUUUCGCAUUGUGAAAUAAAUGUUUGUGAUGAGCUUAAUAAAGAUAAUAGGACUUAUUUUA